UAAAGUGUCUGCUCUGCUGAGGUGGGAGAAGAGCCCAGGGAGAGAACGCGGCCGCUGAGCGCGGUAGGUGGCGGAGCUCUCGGCAGCUCCGCUCAGCUAUAUGAAAUAUGGGAGACGACAGACCGUUUGUGUGCAAUGCCCCGGGCUGUGGACAGAGAUUUACAAACGAGGACCACCUGGCGGUUCAUAAACACAAGCAUGAGAUGACAUUGAAAUUUGGCCCAGCCCGGACAGACUCAGUCAUCAUUGCAGAUCAGACCCCUACCCCUACCCGAUUCUUGAAGAAUUGUGAAGAGGUGGGGCUCUUCAAUGAACUAGCCAGCUCCUUUGAGCAUGAGUUCAAGAAAGCUGCAGAUGAUGAUGAGAAAAAGCAGGCUGCUGGGCCCUUGGACAUGUCUCUGCCCUCCACCCCAGACAUCAGAAUCAAAGAGGAAGAACCAGUGGAGGUAGACUCAUCCCCCCCUGAUAGCCCUGUCUCCAGUCCCCACUCCCCACCAGUAAAGAAGGAGGCCCCUUCCAAGCAGGCUGUAAUCUCUACCCCCACACCCACUAUUGUUCGACCUGGAUCUCUGCCUCUUCAUCUGGGCUAUGAUCCACUUCACCCAACCCUCCCCUCCCCAACCUCAGUCAUCACACAGGCUCCACCUUCCAACAGGCAGCUGGGGUCCCCCACUGGCUCCCUCCCUCUCGUCAUGCACCUUGCUAAUGGACAGACCAUGCCUGUGUUGCCUGGGCCUCCAGUCCAAAUGCCUUCUGUUAUAUCGCUGGCUAGACCCAUCUCUAUGGUCCCCAACAUUCCUGGUAUCCCUGGUCCACCAGUCAACAGCAGUGGUUCAGUCUCUCCCUCUGGCCUGCCUAUGCCUUCAGAAGCCAAGAUGAGACUAAAAGCCACACUGACCCAUCAAGUCUCUUCCAUCAAUGGUGGUUGUGGAAUGGUGGUGGGCACUGCCAGCACUAUGGUGACAGCCCGCCCAGAGCAGAGCCAGAUACUCACCCAGCACCCUGAUGCCCCAUCCCCAGCUCAACCACAGGUCUCCCCAGCACAACCCACCCCUAGCACUGGGGGACGGAGGCGGCGCACUGUGGAUGAGGACCCUGAUGAGCGGCGACAGCGCUUCCUAGAACGCAACCGCGCUGCAGCUUCUAGGUGCAGGCAAAAGCGCAAACUCUGGGUGUCCUCACUGGAGAAGAAGGCAGAAGAGCUCACAUCCCAGAACAUCCAACUCAGUAAUGAAGUCACAUUACUGCGCAAUGAGGUAGCCCAGUUGAAACAGCUGCUGUUAGCACACAAAGACUGCCCAGUCACUGCACUACAGAAGAAGACUCAAGGGUAUCUUGCAGAAAGCCCCAAGGAGAGCUCGGAGCCCACCGGUUCCCCGGCCCCCGUGAUCCAGCACAGCUCGGCCACAGCCACCAGCAACGGGCUCAGCGUCCGCUCUGCCGCCGAAGCCGUGGCCACCUCCGUCCUCACGCAGAUGGCCAGCCAAAGGACAGAACUGAGCAUGCCCAUACAGGCGCAUGUGAUCAUGACUCCACAGUCCCAGUCUGCGGGCAGAUGAUGCCUCCCCCGGCGGAGAGGCCGCCCGGAGCCCGCGCCCUUCUCCUCCUCCCUGCCUGGCGCGAGGGCCGGCGGGGCAUCGGGAGCGACGAAAGGGCAACUGGAGCCCCGCUCGCCCGCCCGCGGCACCCAGCGUGCUUCCUCGUCCGAGGCCGCCCGUUUAACACUAACGAGAUCGGAGCGUUUCCCGCCCUCUGCCCUUCCGCCGAGCGGUGGCGGACCCGUGCCGGGGCCCUGGGCCUGAGCCCAGCUUGGUUCCGGAAGCCACCAGCAGCCUCCUCCCAGCACCACCAGUUCACAUAUUUAAAUGUUAAGAAUCUUAGGUCGCCCACCCGGGCUCUCCUCUUCAUCCCCUCCAAGCCUCAGCGACCUCCUUUUGUGGCCUUAAAUUGUUACGCCUUCCUGGCCUCGCAGGGCGGCAGGAGCGGAUUCCAGAGCCGAGGCCGCGGCCCCCCAUUCCUCAGCUCUGCUCGCUGGGACACGAUGGAGCCCCCUUUGUCUACAGAAAACGCAAUUUAAAACUUGUUGCCUCGCUUCUGCCUCCUGCCAGCGUGCAUGUGCGUGUCUGUCUCUGCUGACCCCUCCCAGCCUCCCACGCUCGCGGCCAUCGGGUUGUUUACAGAAAUCUGCCCUGGAGCCUCCUUCCUGGGCUCUCUGCCUCCCGGGCCUCCGCUUCCUCACUCCCAUCCCUCCAGGCGGCGGCUCCUGCCGCCUUCUCUCAGGACUGUGGAGACCAUCACGGGGUCUCCGGCCUCCGGAGGGUGCCCGGCUGCCUGGAAGGCCGGCGGCCGAGAGGACUCGGAGCGUCCCUGGUGCCAGCCUCUCCUCUAACUAUGCAAUGUUGCCCCGACGGGGGGCAGCUCCUCUCCUGGUCUUCCAGCCACUCCGCUCUUGGGUCCGCCGGAUGUUUUUCGGAUCCAAAGCUGAGAAAGUCACCCGGAAGGAGGAGGAGGAAGUAACUGUCUGUUCCGGUUUCCAGGACCCCGCAGGGAUGAUUCCUAAGAUGACUCGGACCCGCAGGUGGCGAUCAGCCCCUCCAACCCGGCUGCCCUUAUGGCUCCUAAGGAGCUCCGCGGGCCUUUUCUCCCCAGUCAGCCUGCCGGGAAGGGGAAAACUUCCCCAGGGCUGCCCCCUGCCCCAGGAGAGGAACCGGCAAUGGCCGGACAGCUUCUCCCCAGGCCUGUGGCACACAGACCGCUGGGAGGGCGGCCCUGGCUCCGCUCAGCCUUUCUCCCUUCUGAUGGGCAGGGCAGCCGCGGUGAAGGGACUUGCCCAGGGUCACACGGCUGGAAGGGGUCUGUGGCCAGGUUGGACCUGGGACGUCCCUUCUCCAGGCCUGUCUCUACCCACCAUGCCUCGCAGCUGCCCCUGCCUGAAUUUUAUGCCCAAAGAUUACCCCGGCCUCUCCGAGCAGCCCCACAGCCCCGACCUUUCCACUCUGGCUCUAACCACUAGGCUGUACCUUGGGGUAGUGCCAGGGCCUUUGCCCCCCUCCUGCAUGAACCUUCCUGCUGUGUCCCAGACAUCCGUUCCCCCCGUGGGAGGACGAGAGCUCCUUAGAACCCUCUGCCCGGCUCCCCAGCAGGCAGAGAAGGGCCCAUGUAACGACUGUAUCUCGGACAUCCAUGUAUCCUCGCUGUAUAACCAGAGCUCCUCCCUGCCCGGGGGCGGGGCUGCAGCUCCUGUAUGCCCCUCCCCCUCUGCAUGCCCCCCGCCCCCUGUGAGCAGGCUCUCACGACCUCCGAGGAGGGGAGCGGCCAGGGGCUGCCCUGGGCUCUCCGCCCUUCGCCUCCUCCCCGCGGCCCCCAGCCUCAGCGCCAGCCUCCCCCCACAUAUAUUGUGCCUUAUUUAAUGCUGCAGAUAUAACAUUAAACUAUUAACAAGA
Messenger RNA from Gracilinanus agilis (Agile Gracile Mouse Opossum), 3443 nucleotides. Its product is annotated as cyclic AMP-dependent transcription factor ATF-7-like. The record is from RefSeq and is a predicted model, not a curated record. The coding region runs from base 108 to 1559 and encodes 483 amino acids. Gene Ontology annotation, molecular function: cAMP response element binding; DNA-binding transcription factor activity, RNA polymerase II-specific. Lineage: Eukaryota; Metazoa; Chordata; Mammalia; Didelphimorphia; Didelphidae. Gene Ontology annotation, biological process: regulation of transcription by RNA polymerase II. The transcript is spliced from 12 exons.